AUGGUGAUGUUAAGGAGUAGUGGAAUUCAGGUAGAAGCUGAGUCCAAUUAUGACAGGAAGAGUGAGUUAAAAGCUUUUGAUGAUACAAAAGCUGGUGUUAAGGGACUAGUGGAUGCUGGGGUUUCAGAGGUUCCUCGUAUCUUCAAGCAAGAACAUCAUAACCACGGUGAAGAAUCUGGAUGUAAUUUGGAGUUCAGCAUUCCAAUCAUAGACCUCAAAGGCAGUCUUGGAGAUUCAAAUUUACGCAGACAGAUCAUUGACAGAGUUCAUGAUGUCGGCAAAAAGUGGGGUUUCUUUCAUGUGAUCGAUCAUGGAAUUCCAAUGAAUAUUAUGGAUGAGGUGAUUGAUGGUAUUCGAAAAAUUCAUGAACAAGACAGUGAAGUGAAGAAAGAAUUCUACACACGCGAUUUUGCAAUAAAAGUUUUCUAUAUGUCCAAUUUUGAUUUGUAUCAAUCGGCUGCAGCUAAUUGGAGGGAUACAUUUGGUUGUACUGUGUCUCCUAAUCCUCCCAAGCCUCAACAAUUGCCUGAUAUUUGCAGGGACAUAGUGAUCAAGUACACAAACCAAGUGAUUAAGCUGGGGGAUAUACUAUUUGAGUUAAUCUCAGAGGCAUUGGGACUUCGUCCUCGCUACCUAAAGGACUUGGGUUGCGCAAAGGGGCUUUUACUAUUAGGUCACUAUUAUCCAGCAUGCCCUGAACCUGAUUUAACCAUGGGCACUAAUAAACACACUGAUGGCACAUUCAUCACUGGACUUUUACAAGACCAAAUAGGAGGCCUCCAAGUUCUUCAUGAGAAUCGGUGGAUUGAUGUCCCUCCCAAGCGUGGAGCUCUACUAGUAAAUAUUGGAGACCUUCUGCAGGGAACAUACUUUUCGAGUUGCUAUCACAGGCAUUGGGCCUUAACCCGUCAAGUGAAGGAAAUGGGUUGUGCCAAGGGACUGUUACUUUCGGGACACUGUUAUCCGGCAUGCCCUGAACCAGAUUGA
Messenger RNA from Dovyalis caffra, 987 nucleotides. Lineage: Eukaryota; Viridiplantae; Streptophyta; Magnoliopsida; Malpighiales; Salicaceae. The record is from the annotation of a GenBank genome assembly.